GGUGCAAUGGCAGAGAGGACUAAGCUGGAAGCAUAUUGUGUUUUCUCUUUGGUAAACACUCUCAUCUAUUGCUUUCCAGCUCAUUGGAUCUGGGCAAAGACUGGUAUAUUCAAUCAAAUGGGUGCUGUUGAUAUAGCGGGUGCUGGUGCUGUUCAUUUAGUUGGAGGGAUCACUGGCUUGACGGCGACGUUGAUGUUGAAACCUCGUCGUGGUCGUUUCUCAAGCCCACGCGCAACCAUGGAAAUGAGUAAUCCUACUAAUGCCUUACUUGGAAUGUUCAUGCUGUGGUGGGGAUGGCUUGGUUUCAACUGUGGAUCAACGUUUGGUAUCUCUGGUGGAAAAUGGAAACUUGCAACGAGGUCUGCUAUCGUGACCGUAAUGUCAGGCGUUGGUGGCGGUAUGUUGAGUAUGAUCUGCAGCUACAUACAGCGGCCGAACGGACACAAAUUUGAGCUGGGUUACCUAAUGAAUGGUAUCCUAGGUGGUCUUGUCGCUAUAACAGCUCAAUGUGCUUUAGCACGUCCAUGGGAAGGGUUAUUAAUAGGAGCUAUUGGUGGUUUCAUCGCAGUCUACACACCACCCUUGCUAGAAAAGUUCAGAAUUGACGAUCCUGUAGGGGUAAUAGGGGUCCAUGCUGUAUCUGCAUCAUGGGGUAUCUUAGCAGUUGGUAUGUUCGCUCAGCCAGAUGAUAUCGAGAAUCUUAAUGUGAGAUCAGGGUUAUUCUAUGGUGGUGGAUGGGAGCUUCUUGGUAUACAAGCUUUGAUGCUGGUCACUCUUAUAGUCUGGACCGGUCUGACGUCAUUCAUCCUUCUCUACGCCAUACAAAUCACUAUAGGUCUUCGAUGUUCCGUAGUCGAAGAGAUUCUGGGAGCAGACAUCAUUGAGCACGGUAUUGAUCAAAGCAGUCCCGAGGAUCGCGCAAACAUUCUCCGUGAACUUCACUCGUUGGGGAAAGAAAUCCCGGAAUAUUUACUCUAUAAUUCAUCAGGUCGGAACUGGAGACAGAGUGCGCGAACCCUUCACGUGGGAUCAACGACGGUUUCAAGGGAACUCUGUGACAUCGAGAGGAGAUCGAGUAUCUUUUCGUUAUCAAGCACUGCUGUAGAACGACCAAAAGAAAAUGAAGACAUCAUAUUCCCCAGUCGAAAUCACAUGGAACUUUUUGAGAGCAAUGGCAUAGGACAAACCAUGAAUGGAAAUCUGAGGAGGACUACGAGCAAGAAAUAUCGAGGAAAGAAAAAAUUGAUGCCCCUUAGCAAAGGAAAGAACAGACUACGUUCAAAUGGAUCAAGGCAGAAACCAUUGGAGUUGGAUGUAUCAAGGCUUGAGAUCAGAGAUCGGCAGACGACGGAUGUCAUGGAAACAGUUGUCAUAGAAACCGCGAACAAGCUUUCUUCCUAGCUGCAGUACUUCUUAAAAUCAUCGCAUCAAAGCUUACUUGUUUUUGAACUGAGAAAAUAACACUAAUUUUAUCCAAGAUAUUUCUCAAAGUUCCGCAUCAUCUACUUAAAUAAAAAGCAAUAUGAACACCCUCCUAUACACAUGCGCGGGCGCUAUCAUUCUCUGUUGUUUUUUCUUGUAUUAUUAUUAUUUACAUGGCAUUAUGAAAAUAACACUAAUUACUACACAGUCACGUACAUUUCAUGCUCUUAAGCUUACUCAAUAUGACCUCGUUUAAAACGAAAUUUUGAACGAUUAUGGUUACGUCCUGCAAUAAGGAGGGACGACACCGGGGGUGGGGGGGGGGGCUUACGUUACAGAAAUGCAAAUAAUUUUUGUUUAUUAUGGUGAUUUAUGUGUUAUGAAGUGAAUUCAUAUUGCCCGACAGUAAUGCAAACUUUUAUUUAUUCUAUGUUAUUGCAUAAUUCCGCUUUUGUAUCAGUUGUUAUCACAAAAGUUUUUGCCUAUCCAGUUACGAGAACAAGAUUUGCAACUUGAGCAUGAUGAGUACUAAACGAGGAAAUUCCGCUUGAUAAUAAUCUGCUCAACGAUUACAAAUGGUAGCCUUCCUCGCUUUAACGGUAUACAGUCUACAUGUAGUUGAAAUUAUGUAUGAAUUUGAGAAAUAUUAUGGCAAGCAUUGGCUAGUUUGUCGUAUAUUCUUAUACCACUGGUUAGUACGAGUGAAUUUGAGGACUUUUUACGUAGUUGUACAGAAUACGAAUGAAGAGUUUGUUGUGCAUGAAGUUAAUGUGGUGAUUAAGAAUUAUUUGUGUUUUGGGGUAUAUUACAACACUUAAUUAUGGCGUACAACUGUGAAAAUUCAUCGUUGACUUCAAAGCCUCAAAUUAAAAGAAUAUCAGUAAUUUUCUUAGCAGUUUUAUGUGAUAAUGAAUUAUGAUUAUUGCAACUAAUCAUGUCUGAUCUUUAUCAUUAAACUAGUUCCAUGUCAAUCUAUAAGUUUAUAAAGAUAUAUGUUUAACCUUAAAGGACAAGUGCACCCCAGCAAAAAGUUGAUUUGAAUAAAAAGAGAUAAAUCAAACAAGCACAACAUUGAACAUUUCAUCAAAAUCGGAGGUAAAAUUAGAAAGUUAUGACGUUUUUAAGUUUGGCUUAAUUUCACGAAAUAGUUAUAUACAUACCCCGGUCGGUAUGCAAAUGAGGGAACUGAUGACAUCACUCUCUCACUAUUUCUUUUGUAUUUUAUUAUACAAAAUUAUGAAAUAGGAAAUAUUCUAAUUUUCUCUUCAUUGUCCCUUGAAACAAAGUUUUACUUCGCCCUGAACAUGCGGAAUUGCCAUUGUUUAACAUUUUAUGGUUAAGUCAAGUUGAUCCUUAUUUUCAUAUAUGUAAAAAUUGAAAUAUUUUAUAAUUCAAACAAUAAACAAUAAAAAAAUAGUGAGGGACAUCAUUGAUUCUCUCAUUUGCAUGUAACUUAAUUGUUCAUAUAACUAUUUGUGAAAAAUAAGCAAAAGUUUGAAAUGACAUAACUUUAUUUUACAUCCGAUUUUGAUAAAAUUUCCAGCAUUAUCAUGAUUAUGCUUAUCUUAUUUUUUUUCUAUUUAUUCAAAUCAAUUUUUUUUCUGAGGUGGACGUGACCUUUAAGUCUUGUUAUGUUACGUUCCCAUGCUUGACUGAUGUUCUUAUCAUGGUGCAAUUCAAUAAGCCUGUUCACGGUUGUAAAAUGCGCACGAGCAGAAAAAAGGUCAUUUGAGAUAAACCAUGAAGGUGACUUUCAAAUUCACUGACAUAUAGUCAUUUGUGAUUUGAUGAUUAUUCAUGUAUUCCUUUCAAAAUAUUUAUUUUAUCACAUCCAAGCUGAAGAGUAAUAAAUAGAGCCUCCAUAAUCACUGGUAUUUGACAGUAGCCUAAACAAUAGUCAAAUGUGCCAAAGGCAGACGAUAAAACAGAUUUCCAAACUUUAUCCCUGAUGUACUAUUCUAGUCACCUGGUCUAUACAAUGCCUUUUGUUCUUAUAAUUUGAAUACUCUACCGGUAAAGCUUACGCGACAUCUACAUUUGAAAAUGAUAGUGCUUAUCCUAAUGAAAAAUCACAAAGGUCAUUUGAGAAAAGUUGAUCAUGAGCUAACCGUGAACUGGCUUAUUAAGUGUGUUUUUUCCAUGACAUAUAUAUGUUUUGGGGAUAUGUUUUGCGUUGAAAAAUAUAGUAAUUUUUGUUCGAAUCACUGCAUCAUUUGGUUUGUUCUAUUUAUGGUGCAAUCUAAUUACGUUGUUUUUUGUUUGUUUCUUUGUUUGUUCUUGGAUAUGUUUUGCAUGGGAAAUUUAAAAUGGUAGUCCACUUUCCAUAAUGUAGAUUCAUAUGUAGGUUUCAUAGGAGAAAGGAAACUUGGCAAAGGGAUGCAGGAGAUGGAAGGAUACAGACAGACAGACCGACAGAUAGACGGACAAAGAGGAGAGGAUGGGGGUGUUCUGCAAUUUUCACAAUGAUCACUUCUUGCCUUUACUGUAUAAGGACCAGUUUAAUAUUUUAUAUCAUUUACAUGUUUUAUUUGGAUGUAAGAAUUUGGUGAAAUUCACCGUCUUUUCACAUGUUUGUAUAAAAGGUACAGAUCGAUGUUUCUUCGUUACCUCUCAACUGCGAUUUAUUACGUCUCAAUUGCGAUUUAUGACCUCAGUUGGUAUAUACAUUGUUUUUAGAGAAAUCAUCAUACGUUAUCUGUAUGUUUGUACUAGUAUCUAUGGAAAGGUAAUAUUAUAAAUUGCGUUGCCCGUCCUGUUGCUUUAAAACGUAUACGUGUUCCAAUUAUCCUGACUCGACCUUUAAAGAAAUAAAAAUCACCUUUGCAACCAGUGACAGUCUUUAUAAUAUCAUUCCUCAGCUACACAGGGUCAUACAAGAUUUUGUAUUAUAUAUACACAUGAAACUAAGCUUAACUAUGGAUAGCCAAAAUUACCAUAACUCGUCGAAAGGCUCAUGCCAAUGGUUCUUUAUCAUUCAUAGAAUUUGGACUGGGCAUAUUAAUAGACGCGUGUGUGUUUCGCAUUAUCGGAGCUGCUGGCUUUUCAUACAUGGCAAUAGUCGAUUUGAAUCGGCUGAAAUUAAUCAGAUCGAACGGAUGGUGUCCUAUAAAAUGUAUAAGGUGGAAAACAUGCUAGUAUAUAAUAUUGACUUGCAUAAAGAACCCAAAACAAGCGAGAUCCUUUCUUUCUUUCUCUCCCUCUCUCCUUAUUCUUGUAAUUUUGUACUCUUCACCAUGUUCACUCACUUCCUCGCGUACCUUGCUAGAUUCACGAAAGUGUCUCACAGUGUGUUAACAGUGUGGAACACAAUGUGAAAUCAGCUCCACAUUGUUAAAUGUGUGCAUUUCAACAGUGUGGAUCACAUAUUCACAUAGUCGACAUGUAAACAUACAGUAACGAGGUAUCCACAGUCAUGACAGUGUGAAAAUCUCUUCACACUGUUCAAUUUGAGCGUUUUAACAGUGAAUAAUAUUUUCAUAGUCCACUAUGUGAACACACUGUGAUCACAAUGUGUGGCACUCUUCUACAUUUUGCUGUUUACUAUACGAAAUUUACAGUGAGUUGUUUAUCAGUUUUUACAAGUGCUUUAAAUUUUGAACAAAGUGUGUUUAACAUGUAAUCUUCAAUGAGAUGAUGAUCCACAGCAUUUAUAUUGCGCCAUAUAUCUGUUAAAAACAUUCAUAGGCGCAGGCUCAUCCAAACUGUUAAUCACUACACAUCUGCCGAAAUAAGUGAGUUUUGAGAGACGGUUUAAAUAGUUCUAUGGUGUCAAUUUCAUUUUCAAUAAAUUAAGCAGUUGUUUUAAUU
Messenger RNA from Lytechinus pictus (painted urchin), 5229 nucleotides. Its product is annotated as putative ammonium transporter 3. Bases 7 to 1401 code for a protein of 464 amino acids. Lineage: Eukaryota; Metazoa; Echinodermata; Echinoidea; Temnopleuroida; Toxopneustidae. Gene Ontology annotation, cellular component: plasma membrane. Gene Ontology annotation, biological process: ammonium homeostasis; ammonium transmembrane transport. Gene Ontology annotation, molecular function: ammonium channel activity. The transcript is spliced from 8 exons. The record is from RefSeq and is a predicted model, not a curated record.